AUGUCUUUUUCCACAGUUGACGUCCUUAUCAUUGGCGCAGGUCCUGCAGGUCUUAUCAGUGCAUACAACCUCUCCCAGGCUGGGCUUCACCUUCGUAUUGUUGACAAGAAGCCCAAACGCCUUGAAAAAGGACAAGGCGAUGUCUUUCAAAUAAGAGGAAUGGAGAUUGUCGAUAGUCUUGGACUAGCCUCGCCGAUUUUAGAAGGCGCCCAACGAUGCUCUCAUACCGCGGCCUACCAGUCUACCCCUACAAGUAACGGAGAAAUAUCCCUAGUCGCCAGGAAGAGUGCUGUCGAGGGUGUGGAUACCAACAUGCCGUUCAUGGGGAUGUUCCCUCAGAGCUCCUUGGAGGGCAUUUUGCGCGAGGCAAUUGCCUCUGGUCGAAAGCAUAUACCCAGCGCGACGUUUUUGCCACAGUCUCAGUCACUAGGAAAUCCGACCAAACUAUCAGUCGAGCAGGGCGUAUUCCCUGUGAAGAUGAAGGUUGAAAGCACCUCUAUUAACGAACGCUAUCCAGUUGUCGUGAGCUUGAAGCACCCUAAUGGAGAGAUAGAAACCGUACGAGCCCAGCACCCGCUCGGUUGUGAUGGAGCACAUUCAUGGAUUCGUGCUCAAUUGGGGAUCCAGAUGGUCGGAGAAACCUCUGACCAGGUUUGGGGUGUUAUAGACGGGCAUGUUGAUACGGACUUUCCUGAUGUUCGUUCAAUGUGCUCAUUCGACAACAAUGGUCGACACGGGGUUCUGGUCCCAAGAGAAGCUGACACGGUGCGGUUUACAAUUCAGCUCUCGGAAUCGGAUGUUUCCGUCGACCCUGAAACCGGACGUGUUGACCGGACCAAGGUUGGAGCAGACAGAAUGAUAGAGAUCGUCAAGGACAUGAUGAAGCCAUAUCGUGUCGAUUUUGAUCAAGAAAUCCACUGGUCGGGUGUUUACGUGAUUGGACAGAGGCUGGCAUCGAGAUAUCAAGACGAGAACAGCAGGGUAUUUAUAAUCGGAGACGCUUGUCACACUCAUUCGCCCCAUGCCGGGCAAGGGAUGAAUGCCGCCAUCAAUGAUGCACACAACUUAUCAUGGAAGCUCGUACAUGUGCUCAAAGGCUGGGCCACACGAGACUUGCUAAACACAUACGAGUCGGAGCGCCGUGGAUUUGCAGUUAAGCUCAUUGAGCUCCACGAACGAAUUGCAGAAUUCAUGUCGGGGAGAGCGCUGGAGGGUACGUUUGACGACUUUAUGGCCAGUUCGAUGAAGUUUGUGUGCGGUGUCGGUACACACUACCCAGGCUCUAUAGCAGUCGACCCAUCUAAUCAGGCACUAGCUCCGGGCAUUGUUAUCGGAGAGCGCUUCCCCCAUCAUAUCAUCCUCCGUACAGCCGACCUGCAGCCAUAUUCUACCCUCGACCUACUCAAGUCCGACAACAUCUACAAGCUCAUCAUUUUAACAGGAGACGCCAAAGAUACGAACCAGAAACAGAAAUUAGAAGAAGCAGGGAAAACGUUGAACCACUGGCUCCUCCAACGCCCGAGGAUGUUCCAGAUAUAUACAAUCAUGGUGGCAAAGAAGGAAACUGCGAGCUAUACUGAUAUCCCAGAGUCUCUACGACCUUACUGGGAUACAGUCUUUCUCGACGACGCGGGAUAUGCGGCGCAGGCAGGGGGCGGAAAGGCUUAUCAGACUUUCGGGGUUGGGCCGGAAGGGUGUGUAGCGCUCGUCAGACCCGACGGGCAUGUUGCGGCGCUAGCUCCUCUUGAAGCAGGGCAGAUUCUCGAAGCUCUAUGUUCUGUGAGGGUGCCGCUCGCCAACUGA
Messenger RNA from Rhizoctonia solani, 1803 nucleotides. Its product is annotated as FAD-binding domain protein. Gene Ontology annotation, molecular function: FAD binding. The transcript is spliced from 12 exons. The record is from RefSeq and is a predicted model, not a curated record. Bases 1 to 1803 code for a protein of 600 amino acids. Lineage: Eukaryota; Fungi; Basidiomycota; Agaricomycetes; Cantharellales; Ceratobasidiaceae.